Eublepharis macularius is the source of this 636-nucleotide messenger RNA. It is a transcript of the gene TMEM114, whose product is annotated as transmembrane protein 114. The record is from RefSeq and is a predicted model, not a curated record. The coding region runs from base 1 to 636 and encodes 211 amino acids. Lineage: Eukaryota; Metazoa; Chordata; Lepidosauria; Squamata; Eublepharidae. Gene Ontology annotation, cellular component: apical plasma membrane. The transcript has 4 exons.
AUGAAAGUGACACUGAACACGGUCUCUUUGCUUGCAGCCCUGCUGGGCAUUUUAAGCUUCAUCUUCUUGGUAGUGGCUAUUGGAACCGACUUCUGGUAUCUCAUCGACACUUCUAAACUGGAGAUGCUGGGCAACCACACAGGCAGCCUGGGCUCUCAUUCAGGCCUCUGGAGGACUUGUCACGCUGAAAACACCUGCUUUCCUAUUGUCAACCCUUUUCGGUAUGAGACAGCAAACAUCACCUCUUCCCACAGGCAGCUUCUACACAUGCAGGGCACUUUUGUGAUCCUCUUGCCUCUCAGCCUCGUCUGGAUGGUCUUUGGGGGGAUGACCGGCUUCAUUAGCCUCCUGGCCAAGGCCUACUUCUGCCUGCUCCUGACAGGGCUGCUCUUUCUCUUUGGAGCUCUCAUCACAUUGGCCGGCGUCAGCAUCUACAUUGCCUUCGCCAUUGCAGCCUUCAAGGAAACCAUCUUUCUUCUGGGCAGGAGGAAGGGUCUGGAAGGUGUCAACAUCCAAUUUAGCUGGUCGCUGGCUUUUGUGUGGCUUUCCUUCGCCUCUGAGGUCCUGACUGGCCUGGUGUUUCUCCUGGCUGCUAGGAUGGUGGGCCUUAAACGGAGGAACAAUUGCUCCAUUUGA